GUGCGCCUCUAUCUCUCUCUAAAAAAAAGGGAAAGGACUUUGUUUCUCUCUCUUCCCUCUUUCAUCUGCCGCACAUCGUCGUCGAUUAAUCCAAAUCGCCUCCUCGUCGCCACCGCCGCCGCCGCCGUAACCGCCGAAUCUCGCCGCCGCUUCUUCAUUACUUCGAAUCUCGCUUUCUCGCUUUACCUCCAACAACAACACCAUCCGAUUUUUCUGUUUCCGCUUUCGGUAUCCCCCGCCGCCGCCGGCGAUUCGGAUUCCGACGAGUCCUUGUCGGAGGAGGAGGAGGUGCGCACGAUUAUUAUCCCGCGCACCGUCGUUCGUCGCGGUUCCUUUUCCAUUUCUAUAACCAAAAUUGGCGCUCGCUCCUCCGUUCUUUUGCAACUGGAAAGGUGAGAGGCCGCUUGCUCCUCCGUCAUCGCCGCUCCGAUUCGCUCAUCUCGUUGUUGUUAGGUUUUGGAGAUUAGGUUUCCAAUUGCGGAUUUCCGUCGGUCUCUAUGUUUGGUUUUGCAGAGGAGACAGAAGAUAAUGGAAGCGGCUAGUGAUAUAAGUGGCUGUUACUUUUUUUAUUGUGAUGAAUUACUCUUAUAGAGAGGGGAUUGAAAAGAUAAUAGUAGGUUAGUGAUAGCUUACACGAUGGCUUUAUUUAGGAACUUUUCAAAUGAAACAGUCUCACAUGAUGUCAUAGAAGAUAAAAGCCAAGGACAGAAUGCUGAUAGAGUCCAUAGAUCACUAGGUAAUGAAUGUCUCGAUGCAACUUCGAGUGAGAAAGAAUUUGAUAUGAACAUGGAGGCACAGUAUGAGAGUGACGGUGAACCAGAUGGUGCCUGUAGGCUACAAAAUGAGGCUGCAGCCAAUGAUGGAGAUGCUAUUAAAAAACCAAACUUACAGACUACUGGUGGUAGUAAAUCCGCUACGGUCCGGAGUUGGGGUUCAACAUUUUGGAAGGACUGCCGACCAAUGCAUCCUCAAAAUGGUUCUGAAUCUGGGCAGGAAUCGAAAAGUGGAUCGGACUAUCAAAAUGCAGAUGUGUCUGAAGAUAAUUCAUUGGACGGAAGAGCAGGAAGGUUAGACUCUGAAGAUGAUGACGAACUGAAGGAGGCAGGUAAUGGUACAAGAGGUCAUUCUGAUGUUCCUGCGGAAGAAAUGCUAUCUGAUGAAUAUUAUGAGCAGGAUGGGGAUGAGCAAAGUGACUCAUUGCAUUAUGGUGAGAUUCAUAAGCCCACUGGGAUGAAUUCAUGGCCUCAACGGAUGGCUAAAUCUAAUAGAGCUAUGCAUAGAAAAUCUAGGAUUUCAGAUGAUGAUGAUGGUGACUAUGAAGAGGAAGAUGCAGCAGAUGAAGAUGAUCCUGCUGAUGCUGAUUUUGAGCCUGCCACAAGUGGUCAUGCUGCAAACAAGGAUAAAGACUGGGAAGGUGAAGGCUCAGAUGAAGAUGAUGAUAGUGACGAAAAUCUUGAUGUCUCUGAUGAUGAUGAUUCUUUUUAUGCUAAAAAACCUAAAGGAAGGCUGCGAGGUAAGGUUGGAAAAAGCAUACAAUCUACCAGAGAUCGCAAAGCAUUUGCUCCAUCUAGUAGACAAAGAAGAGUUAAAUCAUCCUUUGAAGACAAUGAGUCAACAUCAGAGGAUCCUGACAGUGAUAGUGAUGACGAUUUCAAAAACACAAAAAAGAGAAGUAUUCAUGUCCGCAAGAAUAAUAGUCGCUCUUCUGUAACCGCAAGUUUUUCUACUCGUAACAGUGAGGUUCGCACUUCUAGUAGGGCAGUUAGGAAGGUAUCAUAUGUUGAAAGCGAUGGAAGUGAAGAAGCCGAUGAAGGGAAGAAGAAAAAGGUUCAAAAGGAUGAAAUUGAAGAGGAUGAUGGUGACUCCAUUGAAAAGGUACUUUGGCAUCAGCCGAAGGGCAUGGCUGAAGAUGCUCAGAGGAAUAAUAGGUCAACAGAUCCUGUUUUGAUGAGUCACUUGUUUGAUUCUGACUUUGAUUGGAAUGAGAUGGAAUUUUUGAUUAAAUGGAAAGGGCAGUCUCAUUUGCAUUGUCAGUGGAAGUCUUUCGCUGAGCUGCAGAAUCUCAGUGGUUUUAAGAAGGUUUUGAAUUAUACAAAGAGAAUAAUGGAGGACAUCAGGCACCGGAAAACAAUCACAAGAGAGGAGAUUGAGGUCAAUGAUGUGAGUAAGGAGAUGGAUUUAGAUAUUAUCAAGCAGAACAGCCAGGUGGAACGAAUAAUUGCAGAUAGGAUCAGCAAAGAUAUCUCUGACAAUGUUAUUCCAGAAUACCUGGUCAAGUGGCAGGGACUAUCUUAUGCUGAAGCAACUUGGGAAAAGGACAUCGAUAUUGCUUUUGCUCAACAUGCAAUUGAUGAGUAUAAGGCUCGUGAGGCUGCAAUGUCAGUUCAAGGAAAGAUGGUAGAUUUCCAGCGUAAGAAGAGCAAGGCAAGCUUACGGAAGCUUGAGCAACAACCUGAAUGGUUAAAGGGUGGAAGGCUCCGUGAUUAUCAGCUUGAGGGACUGAAUUUUCUUGUUAACAGUUGGAGAAAUGAUACAAAUGUCAUUUUAGCUGAUGAAAUGGGUCUUGGGAAAACUGUUCAGUCCGUAUCGAUGCUCGGUUUUCUACAGAAUGCUCAGCAGAUCCAUGGUCCUUUUCUUGUGGUUGUGCCAUUGUCUACUCUAUCAAACUGGGCCAAAGAAUUCAGGAAGUGGCUUCCUGAUAUGAAUAUCAUUGUGUAUGUUGGUACUCGUGCAAGUCGAGAGGUGUGUCAACAAUAUGAAUUUUAUAAUGAUAAAAAGCCUGGAAAACCAAUAAAAUUCAAUGCGCUGUUGACUACAUAUGAAGUAGUUUUAAAGGAUAAGGCUGUUCUCUCCAAGAUCAGAUGGAAUUAUCUGAUGGUAGAUGAGGCUCAUAGACUUAAAAAUAGCGAGGCGCAGUUGUAUACAACGCUUUCGGAAUUUAGCACCAAGAACAAGUUGCUUAUCACGGGUACUCCUCUACAGAACAGUGUUGAAGAGCUAUGGGCUUUGCUUCACUUCCUUGAUCCUGACAAGUUCAAGAGCAAGGAUGAUUUUGUUCAAAACUAUAAGAAUCUUAGUUCUUUCAAUGAGAAAGAGCUUGCAAAUCUUCAUAUGGAAUUGAGGCCUCAUAUACUUAGAAGAGUUAUCAAAGAUGUGGAGAAAUCAUUACCCCCCAAAAUUGAGCGUAUCCUUAGGGUUGAAAUGUCUCCUCUUCAGAAACAGUAUUAUAAGUGGAUUUUGGAACGCAACUUUCAUAAUUUGAACAAAGGAGUUCGUGGGAAUCAGGUUUCUCUGCUAAAUAUUGUGGUAGAAUUGAAGAAGUGUUGCAAUCAUCCCUUCCUGUUUGAAAGUGCUGACCAUGGCUAUGGUGGGGCCUCAGGAAGUAAUGAUAAUAGUAAACUAGAGAGAAUUGUCUUUAGCAGUGGCAAGCUGGUCAUACUUGAUAAGCUUCUUGUUAGAUUGCAUGAAACCAAGCACCGUGUUCUAAUUUUUUCUCAGAUGGUUAGGUUGUUGGAUAUACUAGGAGAGUAUAUGUCACUUCGAGGGUUUCAAUUUCAGAGGCUUGAUGGCAGUACUAAGGCUGAGCUCCGACAGCAGGCAAUGGAUCAUUUCAAUGCACCUGGUAGUGAUGAUUUUUGCUUCCUUCUUUCAACACGAGCUGGAGGUCUGGGUAUCAACCUUGCCACUGCAGAUACUGUCAUAAUAUUUGACUCAGAUUGGAAUCCUCAAAAUGACCUGCAGGCCAUGAGUAGAGCUCAUAGAAUUGGGCAACAAGAAGUGGUUAACAUAUAUAGAUUUGUGACAAGCAAAAGUGUUGAGGAAGAUAUUCUGGAACGCGCUAAGAAGAAGAUGGUUCUGGACCACUUGGUGAUUCAAAAAUUAAAUGCAGAGGGUAAACUGGAGAAGAAAGAAGCCAAAAAAGGAGGAAGUUAUUUUGAUAAAAAUGAGCUGUCUGCAAUCUUACGGUUUGGAGCAGAGGAGCUUUUUAAAGAAGAAAGAAACGAUGAAGAAAGCAAGAAACGGCUCUUAAGCAUGGAUAUAGAUGAGAUUCUUGAAAGAGCAGAGAAGGUUGAAGAGAAGGAAGCUGGUGGAGAGCAAGGGGAUGAGUUAUUAGGUGCAUUUAAGGUUGCCAAUUUUUCCAAUGAUGAAGAUGAUGCAAGUUUCUGGAGUCGUUGGAUUAAGCCUGAUGCUGUGUACCAAGCAGAGGAAGCUCUUGUUCCACGUUCUGCAAGAAAUAUUAAAAGUUACGCGGAGGCUGAUCCAUGUGAAAGAAGUAAUAAUAAAAGAAAAAAGAAGGAACCUGAACUACCUGAACGAGUUCAGAAACGGCGGAAAGCAGAGUAUUCAGCUCCUGUAGUACCAAUGAUCGAGGGAGCUUCUGCCCAAGUGAGAAGUUGGUCAUAUGGGAAUUUAUCUAAAAGAGAUGCACUUCGUUUCUCUCGUGCAGUUAUGAAAUAUGGCAAUGAGAACCAAGUCGACUUAAUUGUUGCUGAGGUUGGGGGUGCAGUUGAGGCAGCUCCACCUGAAGCACAGGUUGAACUUUUCAGUGCUCUAAUUGAUGGCUGUACAGAAGCGGUGGAACUUGGAAAUCUGGAUCUAAAGGGGCCUUUGCUGGAUUUUUUUGGCGUCCCAGUGAAGGCAAAUGAUCUACUGACCCGUGUCCAAGAACUUCAACUACUAGCAAAGCGCAUUAGUCGGUAUGAAGAUCCCAUUGCACAAUUCCGUGUUUUGUCAUAUCUCAAACCUUCAAAUUGGUCGAAAGGUUGUGGAUGGAAUCAAAUUGAUGAUGCAAGAUUGCUUCUUGGAAUACAUUACUAUGGAUUUGGUAAUUGGGAAAAGAUUAGAUUAGAUGAAAGGCUUGGCCUUACGAAAAAAAUUGCACCUGUAGAACUUCUACACCAUGAAACUUUCUUGCCACGAGCUCCAAAUUUGAGAGACCGUGCUAACGCCUUGUUGGAGCAAGAACUUGCUGUUCUUGGUGUUAAACAUACCAAUAAUAGAGUUGGACGGAAGCCUUCCAAGAAAGAGAGAGAACAAAUGAACACCUCACUGUUGCGAGGGCAGGAGAAGAAAAAAGCGGGUUCUGUUAAAGUUGAUGUCCAAAUGAGAAAGAAUAGAUUCCAGAAAACCCAAAAGGUUGAACCUAUUGCAAAAGAGGAGGGUGAAAUGUCCGACAAUGAAGAAGUAUAUGAGCAGUUCAAGGAGGUAAAAUGGAUGGAAUGGUGUCAGGAUGUGAUGGUUGAAGAAAUGAAAACUUUGAAACGUCUUCACAGGUUGCAGACAACUAGUGCCAAUCUUCCAAAGGAAAAGGUUCUUUCGAAAAUACGCAACUAUUUACAGCUUCUUGGGCGAAGGAUAGAUCAAAUUGUGUUAGAACAUGAAGAGGAACCGUAUAAGCAAGAUAGAAUGACUGUGCGACUGUGGAAAUAUGUCUCCACUUUCUCCCAUCUUUCUGGGGAAAGGCUUCAUCAAAUAUAUUCCAAACUUAAAAAGGAGCAAGAAGAGGCUGGGGUUGGCCCCUCUCAUGUCAACGGGUCAGCAUCUGUUUCAUUCGGCCGAAAUGGAAACCCGAUCCAUCACCAUAUGGAGAGGCAAAGAGGUUUAAAAAAUAUGACUAGCUACCAACUGCCAGAAUCAGUUAGUAGUAAUACAGGGAAAUCUGAGGCAUGGAAACGAAGAAGAAGAGCGGAAAGUGAGGAUCAUUUCCAGGUUCCACCUCAAAGAUCCACGAGUAGUGGAGUCCAGAUUACUGAUCCUAACUCACUUGGCAUCCUUGGUGCUGGACCAUCUGACAAACGCUUUGUUAGUGAGAAACCUUACAGGACACAACCCGGUGGGGUUCCUUUAAGACAAAGUUUCUCUUCAGGUAUAAACUAGCCAGCUUUAUGGGAUCAGAGUGGCUAUUACAAUUUACAAGAGUGUUGGCAGUUGCUUUCACUCUGCAGCAUCUCACAGCUUCACCUUGUAUAUUCUCCGGAAUUGUUUUUUCCACCCAUGGGAAUAAGAUCCGCAGAUCCCACUUUGGUGUCCUUAGGUUGAUCUGGAAAUAUCCCUACUCUGGGAUUUGCAUCCUUGAAGGCUGAAGCUGAUGAAGAUCUGGUGCAAGAUGAAAUUGAGUCUUGCCAAUUGUUUCUGUUUUUCCAUUUUGAUUUCUACCCUUCCUUGAAGAACGGGCCUAGCAAAGUGUUUACAUAGCAAAAAUCUUGAGAGAAAAAGAUUUUCCCACUUGCUAUAGACAUACUUAGGAAAACUGUACAUUGUCAGUUCUGCAAUUUUAUUGGACUUGCUUCUCACUGCAUAAAGUAUGUUAGUUGAUCUAGAUAGAAAUGUAUUUGAUUUUGUGGUAAUUAUACCUAUAUUGUCCAAGAUUUUGUAACUCUUUGAAGUGGGAUAGUGAAUGAAAAAUGAAUUUUUGGCUU
This is a messenger RNA of Lotus japonicus, 6419 nucleotides long. RefSeq names its product protein CHROMATIN REMODELING 5. The transcript is spliced from 31 exons. NCBI's taxonomy places the organism in Eukaryota, Viridiplantae, Streptophyta, Magnoliopsida, Fabales, Fabaceae. The coding region runs from base 637 to 5877 and encodes 1746 amino acids. Gene Ontology annotation, molecular function: ATP binding; ATP hydrolysis activity; chromatin binding. The record is from RefSeq and is a predicted model, not a curated record. Gene Ontology annotation, biological process: regulation of transcription by RNA polymerase II; nucleosome organization. Gene Ontology annotation, cellular component: nucleus; chromatin.